Messenger RNA from Lactuca sativa (garden lettuce), 1255 nucleotides. The record is from RefSeq and is a predicted model, not a curated record. NCBI's taxonomy places the organism in Eukaryota, Viridiplantae, Streptophyta, Magnoliopsida, Asterales, Asteraceae.
AACGACAAAUUGCUUCAAUCAGUCAAGGUGAUUCAUCACUUUCAAAAUAUUAUACCAAUCUUAAACAGUUAUGGGAUCAAUUGAAUUCUCUUGUUCAAAUUCCUUCAUGUACCUGUAGCUCUGUAAAAGCUAUUUCUGAUCAUAACUCUUCUACACGAUUGAUGCAAUUUCUUAUGGGAUUGAACGACACUUAUGAUAGUUUAAGAAACCAAAUCUUGGUUCUAGAUCCUCUUCCUAGUGUGUAUAAAGCAUAUUCCAUGGCACUUAGUGUUGAAAAACAACGAGAAGUACAAAUUAACUUUGCAAAUCCUACUGAAGUUUCUGCAAUGCUUGCUAGAACACCAAAAUAUAGCAACAAUACCAAGAAGUCCUUCCAGAUAAAGAACAAAUUUGAGCAAAAAGGAAAAAUUAAUUCUGAUAAGUACUGUGAUCAUUGCAAAUCUGGUGGUCAUACUAAGGAUGUAUGUUUCAAACUACAUGGUUAUCCUGAUUGGUAUAAAGAGUUGAAAGAGAAAAAGAAGUUUGGGUCAAAUUCUGCUCACAUGGCCAAUACAUCAUUUUAUGCACAAAGUGAAAAUCCUUUACAUGAAGUCGGAGAAAAUGUUCAACCAACAUCAGCAAAUCCCAACAAUGACGAGUCGUUGAACAAUUUGUUUCAGCAAUUUACCCAGUUCUUGAAGAACAACCAACAUCCUGAUACUCACUUUGCAAAUUUGUCCCAUUUUGGUGACUUUGCAGGACCUUCAAACUGCUAAAAUCAUUGGCAUUGGAAAGGUCAUGGGCAAUCUCUAUGUUCUAAACAAGUUUAGUUUAGAGUCUGCAAACAUAGAGUCCAUUCUUAAUUCUUGUAAUCUUUCAAAGAAUUUGAAAUUCAAUUUUUGUAAUGUUGCUCAUUUCAAGAAUAAGGAAUGUUAUUCCAUAUGGCAUAAGAGAUUAGGCCAUAGUCUGAGUCUGUAUUAAGUCAUUUGACUUAUAUUCCUAAGAAAUCUAUUGAUGAGUCACUUCCUUGUAUUCCAUGUCAUCUUGCAAAACAACAAAGAAUUCCAUUUCAUGUUAGUGACUCUUGUGUUGAUUCUUUUUUAAAUUGAUUCACGUGGAUCUUUGGGGACCAUAUAGAUCAAAAACUAUCACAGGAGCAUCAUAUUUCCUAACAAUAGUUGACGAUUUUUCUAGAUCAACAUGGACUUUCUUACUCAUUGACAAAACUCAAGUCUUAUUGACUUUGUCUAAUUUCUUUGUAUAUGUCAAAAAUCAA